Molecule: messenger RNA, 2376 nt
Organism: Diaporthe amygdali
Lineage: Eukaryota; Fungi; Ascomycota; Sordariomycetes; Diaporthales; Diaporthaceae
Product: ATPase family AAA domain-containing protein 3B
Exons: 6
Coding region: 1-2376 (791 amino acids)
Molecular function (GO): ATP hydrolysis activity; ATP binding
Source: RefSeq, a predicted model, not a curated record
AUGGAGGAAAACGAGGUGGUGUCCAAAAAUGGGACUGGUGAUGACCGCCAAAGCGACAACGACAUUGGGCCUGCUCAAGAGUCGGAGUGCAACUUUUUCAUACACUUCUUGGAUAAUUCUGGAGACUACAUCACGAUGCUUCCAUGGCACGAAAUUCUGGACCUCGAGACUGAGCGGGCGAAGAUGUCCCGUCAAAUCGGGCCCCCUGUGCAGAUGAUCACAAAGGUUGCAACGAGCCUUUCAGCUGAGUGGCGAAAGAACUUAGGGCCGAGCCAGCUUGCAGAGCUUGCUAAAGGCUUUCUCACGAACCCUAACUACAUAAUGGAAGUUGACUAUAGGGUAGUCGGUAUAAGAUCCAGCUACAUCAAGCAGGCCUUGCGACAGAUCGUGACAUACUGGCCUCAUCUCAAUAUGGUGGGCGAUGUUUUGGAGAUCGAAGAGCCCUACUGUCUGUUUUAUCAUCACUUAGACGCCAUAAAAGCCUACCAGAAGACGUUCAAGGGAGCAAAAGACUACGACGAAAGCAGGAGAGGUGUGGACUUGAAGACGCAAAGACCAGGAUUCAAGCCGUGCGAUGAAGUAUCGUAUCAUCAUCUGACAGUGUUGAGGAAAACGAUCGAGUCUCAAAACUUGACUGCCGUCCUCGAGGAGAAGAACCGCCACAAGCAGUCCCCAGCCUUGGUAACCUUUGGCAUGCUCUGGCUGCUUUUGAAGCCCGGUACGACUGUAUACACUAAGAUUCACGGAAAAUUGGCCGCGUGCGUCAUCAAGGUUUUCCAGUUCUACCCAGACUUUAGCCUCCGCAAAGAACCAAGAGCUUACAAGGUUCAAUUGUGGCACUUACAAUACGACGGGAAGGUCUUGGGUCGACACGAACUCACUCGUUUCAUCAGCGCCUUCGAGGGAGAGAAGAAGUUGAUUGAUCUGGAAAUCAUCCCCGCCGAGUAUUACGAUGGUCAUGACGGUGGUAUUCUGCGCAAAAGCCUCGAGGCUCGUGGGCAGAAGUACUUUAAGUUUAUCUCGGGCCCUCGACAGGUUGAUUAUCGGGGCGAGUCCCUCGGAGAUGUGGCUCAUUGGGUAAGCAUCACUCACGUCAUUCGCCGCCCCCUCGUUGGCGCAGUACUUGACGAUACCGAUGGUCCUGUUUAUGCUGAACAGAAAUUCAGAGAUGCAGGGCCACCGGCUCCUCCACCUAAUCCUUUCCAAGCUGUAGCAGACGCUAGAAGCAGCGUCCAAGCCUUCCCGUUGAAUUCCACUUCUGAAGGUCCAUGGGCAGCAUAUGACAAUAUCGAUCCAAGGAACACUGAAUCUUUGGACUUGAUUGACGCAGUUACGGGUGAGGUUAGCCGGCAUCGCUACCUGCUUUGUCCUGCCGAUGUCAUCGGAUUUGUUCUAAAGCCAAGACGAUGGGAUAUCCUGGAUGUGGAGUGCUGUUUAAACAUCGAGUUCAAUACCAAGGCCAUCGACAGUCUCGUCAUGCCUGAUGAGAGAAAGAUGAUUAUCAAAUCUCUUGUGCACCGCUUCUCAGACGUUGAUGCAAUUAAUGGAAAGAUCCCUGCCCCAUGGACUGCUGAUGUGGUUCAAAAAAAAGGGGAAGGACAAAUAUUCUUACUCCAUGGGAGUCCUGGAGUUGGUAAAACUCUCACUGCUGGCAAGUUGAACUGUUUGGAAGCGUCUUCUUCUGUGUCAAGUACUGACGAGCUGGUCUCAGAAUGUAUCGCAGAGUCAGCUGGACGCCCAUUACUGUCUCUGACCUGUGGGGACAUUGGCACUGUCGAGCGUAUUGCUGAAGAAAAAUUAUCAAAGUGGUUUCGACUUGCUGAACUAUGGGAUGCAGUCAUGCUCAUCGAUGAGGCAGACGUCUACCUUGAGAAGAGAGCAACAUCCGACCUCUCAAGAAACAGUCUUGUCUCCAUCUUUGUUAGAACCAUGGAGUGCUACCGAGGCAUUUUGUUCCUGACAACAAAUAGAGUCGGUCACUUCGAUGACGCUUUCGUUUCGCGCGUGCACGUGGUUAUGCGAUAUGACAAUCUUUCUGAGAAGGACCGUGCAAAGAUUUGGUUACAGUUCUUCAACAAACUCCAGACAGAGCGCGGAAGGUACAUAACAAUCUCCAGAAGAGCCAAAAGAUACGUGUUGGAGGACGGCGAAGUCACCAAGAUUCCAUGGAAUGGAAGGGAAAUCAGGAAUGCCUUCCAAACAGCGGUAGCUUUUGCUGAAUAUCGGUUCGCGCAUACAACGGCUGACCAGAGAGACGAAAAGGCUUGUUUGGAAGAAGAAGACUUUGCCAAAGUUUGUGAGAUGACGGGGGCAUUCAAGAACUAUCUGCAUUCAAUUUCUGGAAGAGACGAGUCAACGUGCGAGAGGUCUGACUAA